AGAGGCCCCGCCCAUCUUCUACCCGAGCUUGGAGUACCCGGAUGAGGGCGCCCUGUCGGGUCUUUGGGGAGUAGCGGCGGUUUCUGAGGUGGUGGACGCGGGCGAGAGCUGGUCGCGGAGGUGCGCCGACGCCUCCUCCUCCUCCUCCUCCGGAGCUGACCCGCCGACCUCAUCCCUACUCCGCGCCCCUCGCCCUUUCCCAGACCCCGUCCACUCCAUCUUCCUUGCUCCAGGAGCCUUCGGGGUUGUUCCUCCUUUUGGAACCGGAAGGUACUGCAGAGGCCUAGAGAGGGGAGGAAGGUGACAUCAAUUUGUGCACCUCCCAGACUAGAACCGAGAUACUGCUUGCCAUUUUCACUGUGCUCAGGCCCGGUAGCACCCACGGGAUUGCCCAUCCUCCGGCAGCUCAGUGCGAAGGUGUGAACUCAACUUCCUUCAGAGCCUCCCCACCAUGGCCCAUUUCUAGAACUGAUCUGGAGGAAAACAGGCCUGGGCAGACCUGGGUUCAAAUUUUAGCCUACCACCAACCAGCUGUGUGACGUUUUACCAAAGACUUGACCUCUCUGAGCCUCUUUCCUCAUCUGCAGUUUAAAAGACCUCCAAGAAGCUAGUGAACUCGGUGGCAGGCUGUGCCGAUGACGCCCUUGCUGGCCUGGUGGCCUGCAACCCCAACCUGCAGCUCCUGCAAGGCCACCGUGUGGCCCUCCGCUCUGACCUGGACAGUCUCAAGGGCCAGGUGGCACUACUGUCGGGUGGGGGCUCUGGCCAUGAGCCCGCCCAUGCCGGUUUCGUAGGGAAGGGGAUGCUGACAGGGGUCAUUGCGGGAGCCGUGUUCACCUCCCCGGCAGUGGGCAGCAUCCUGGCGGCCAUCAGGGCAGUGGCCCAGGCAGGCACAGUGGGGACCCUCCUCAUCGUGAAGAACUACACUGGGGAUCGGCUAAACUUUGGCCUGGCCCGGGAGCAGGCCCGGGCGGAGGGCAUCCCUGUGGAGAUGGUGGUCAUCGGGGAUGACAGCGCCUUCACCGUCCUGAAGAAGGCAGGCAGGCGUGGGCUCUGUGGCACAGUGCUCAUACACAAGGUGGCGGGUGCCCUGGCCGAGGCAGGUGUGGGGCUGGAGGAGAUCACAGAUCGGGUGAGCGAGGUCGCCAAGGCCAUGGGAACCCUGGGAUUGAGCUUGUCCUCCUGCAGUGUCCCCGGUUCCAAACCCACCUUUGAGCUCUCAGCCGAUGAGGUGGAGCUGGGCCUGGGGAUCCACGGGGAGGCUGGCGUGCACCGGAUAAAGAUGGCGACCGCCAACGAGAUUGUGGAGCUCAUGCUGGACCACAUGACGAGCUCCUCCAACAUGUCCCACGUGCCUGUGCAGUCCGGCUCCUCAGUGGUGCUGAUGGUCAACAACCUGGGUGGCCUGUCAUUCCUGGAACUGGGCAUCAUAGCCGACGCCGCCGUCCGCUCUCUGGAGGGCCGAGGGGUGAAGAUUGCUCGUGCCCUGGUGGGCACCUUCAUGUCAGCCCUGGAGAUGCCUGGCAUUUCCCUCACUCUUCUGCUGGUGGAUGAGCCCCUCCUGAAACUGAUAGAUGCUGAGACCACCGCCUCGGCCUGGCCUAACGUGGCCAAGGUCUUGGUGACUGGGCGGAAGCGGUGCCGGGCUGCCCCCGCCAAGCCCCUGGAGGCCCCUGAUUCCACUGCUGCAGGAGGCGCAGCCUCGAAGCAGAUGGUGCUUGUGUUGGAGCGGGUGUGCGCCACCCUCCUGGGCCUGGAGGAACAUCUGAAUGCACUGGACCGCGCCGCCGGCGACGGGGACUGUGGCACCACCCACAGCUGCGCUGCCAGAGCGAUUCAGGGGUGGCUGAAGGAGGGCCCACCCCCUGCCAGCCCUGCCCAGCUACUCUCCAAAUUGUCCCUCCUGCUACUGGAGAAGAUGGGAGGCUCAUCCGGGGCGCUCUAUGGCCUUUUCCUGACUGCGGCGGCCCAGCCGCUCAAGGCCAAGACUGACCUUCCAGCCUGGUCUGCUGCCAUGGAUGCCGGCCUGGAGGCCAUGCAGAAGUAUGGAAAGGCUGCCCCAGGGGACAGGACUAUGCUGGAUUCUCUGUGGGCAGCAGGACAGGAGCUCCAAGCCUGGAAGAGCCCAGGGGCUAAUCUCCAAAUCCUGACCAAGGCAGUCAAGAGUGCAGAAGCCGCAGCCGAGGCCACCAGGAACAUGGAAGCUGGAGCUGGACGAGCCAGUUACAUCAGCUCUGCGCGCCUGGAUCAGCCAGACCCCGGGGCGGUGGCGGCCGCGGCCAUUCUCCGUGCCAUCCUGGAGGUCUUGCAGAGCCAGGAUGCGUGAAUGCCUCGCUGGGCCUCAGGGCCUCACUCACUGCUAUGCCCAGCGGCCACUGUCACUUACUUCUGCCUUAGAACUGUCGCCCUCCCGCGCACCUCUCGCCCUCGGGGCCUGUCUUCUGAGUUCAGCAGGAAUUCCUCAACCAGCCUGCAGAAUUCCUCCACUGUAGAAACUGCAGGCCCAGAGUGGGUCACUGACCUUUCCCUCUUCAGGGAAGGGGGAGUCCUAGGGUCACCCGGCUCUGCCCCCAGCCAAUUCUGAGCUUCGAUGAUAAGGCUUUUCCCUAGGUGGCAGCACAAUCUUUAACUGGCAACGCUAAUUUGGUUUUAAGACUCCCUGUGAAAGGUCUUCUGCACCUGAACUGAGUGUGAAAAAGCAAGCCAAUAAACCACAUUGAAGCAAAAGAGCCACUGCUUCCUCUAAGGGACCUUUAUCCAAGCGUGUGAACAAGUGGGCCCACUAACGCCCCCGACUGAGACCUCACCCCACCACUGAAAUGCUCAUCUCCCAUCGCCUACCGCCUGAGACCCAAAGGCAGGGUCUGUGCAGCUGGGCCAGCUCCACUGGGGUCCCCAUUCCUGUGCUUCCAAUGCACACACACCUGAUGGGUGUGCUUUUCUCAGCACUAGACCAACAGAAUUCACUGAUUCUUCAGGAAUCAAAUGGGCAAGCGGGUCUCCAAAAGGAAAAGAAAUCACCAUAUUCUAAGGCUCAGCGGUAGAACAGAAACUGUGCCCAGGCCAGCCCAUGGGUCUCUCUAGAGCCAUCACUGAUGGCCCCUGGGAGAGCAGGAGGGGCUGCUGAGUCUACGUGGUGUCUGGUGGAGACCGCACGGUGCACACCUGGCCCAUACUUGGCGCGGGGGGGCGGUUAAAGGCACUGGCAUGGAUUCACUUUAGACAUAGAUACGACUUCGAAUCCUGGUUCUGCUUCAGACUAGCUACAUAAACUCAGGCCUAUUAUUUAGCCUCUUAGGAUCUGUAAAAUCCGAAUGGUGCCCACCUCAUGGGCACGUGGAAAGGAUUCAAAUGAACUGGUGAAGAUAAAGGCCUCAGCAGUCCAGGUGCUUACUCACUGGGAGUUACCAGUAUCACCGAUACGUACAUCCAACUCCUUGAGUCGUCUGCUCCACCACCAGGUGGCCUCAGCUCAUCACACUUGGAAGGGGGCCACCACUUACUUUGCCCAAACUUGGCUGCGGGCUUCCUCAACCCCUCGGCUUCCCUUUUUCUGCCCAGGGUCCCCUGUCCAUCAGCCACACCACAGGUCCCUGACCACAAGGCACAGUUAUCAGUGUGCACAGAUGCACACACCCAGCAGCUGGGAAGGAAACUGGCAUCAGGCACCUGGACUGUGGAUCCCAACUCUGCCAUUUCCGGGCUGGGUGACCUUGGGCAAGUCACUUACCCUUUUUGAGUGUUGCGUUUCAGAUUAUGAAAUAGGAAACAUCUCCUUCCUUGUAAGAUAAUCAAGUGCUCAAGGGCCAUUCACUAUUAAAGACACGCACACGAACCAAGAGUCACAUGCGGUUCCAAGAAGACAGUCAUGCGGUUCUUUGGUGUCUUCAGGUCUGCCCAUUUC
Messenger RNA from Balaenoptera musculus (blue whale), 3904 nucleotides. RefSeq names its product triokinase and FMN cyclase (gene TKFC). Gene Ontology annotation, cellular component: cytosol. NCBI's taxonomy places the organism in Eukaryota, Metazoa, Chordata, Mammalia, Artiodactyla, Balaenopteridae. Bases 803 to 2326 code for a protein of 507 amino acids. Gene Ontology annotation, molecular function: ATP binding; glycerone kinase activity. The record is from RefSeq and is a predicted model, not a curated record. The transcript has 19 exons. Gene Ontology annotation, biological process: glycerol catabolic process.